AUGAAGUUUCUCUGUCUCCCCGGUGCCUACGGCAGUGCCAAGAACUUUCAAGUUCAACUUGGUCCCCUCGCCGAGGAGCUGGAGAGACGCGGUCUCUGCACAUUUACCUACUCUCAAGGCACUCACGAGGUCGACCCUCCUCAAGGAUGGGAGGACUACUUCGGCGCCCGCCCCCUGUACCGUUUCCUCGACACCCGCCAGGGAGAUACCUUCGAAACCCUUCGUAGGCUCAGGCAUGUGCCCCACUCCAUGCCUGCCGAAGACACCAUGAGAAUGUUUCAGAAAGCCGGCGAGGGUGAAGACUGGCAUCAAAGGGUCUGGAGAGAAGCGCUGGACGCUGUCUUCAAGACGCUGGACGAGGACCCCGAGAUUGAUGGCAUCAUCGGCUAUAGUGAGGGGGCCAUGGUUGGUGCAAGCUUGAUUGUAGAGGAGGCAGAACGGGCCAAGAAGAGCGGGUGCCAGCGAAGGAUCAAGUUCGCCAUGUUCAUCUCAGGUGCCCCUCCUCUCAAGUUCGAGGGCAAGGACCGCAUCGUUGCGCAGCUGUUUGACGAGGCCGGCAUUGUCAUCGACAUCCCCACGUUCCACAUCUUUGGAUGUGACGAUGCUUUCUUGAGCUCGGCGGUCGCACUGUUCAAUGUGUGCGAGCCCAGUAAGGCAACCAUGUACGAUCAUGGUCUUGGUCACAUCGUGCCUCGCGAUGCCGAGAAUGUGGGUGUCUUGGGAGAGAUUCUGCAGGAAAUCAUGCCCAAGGUAGAGGAGGACAACAGACGGGCUGCCAGCGAGCAGCAGCAGAGGAAGGAAAGCGGUCUCAGCGGGAUGGACAAAAGCGAGUUUGCUACCCCGGCCUUGUUGCGGACAACUAGCUGAGGUGAAAUCGCGAGGCGUUGUACUCGGCAUGGGGGUUUGCUUAACAUAUUGUCCAACAAGCGGAUGGAAAAUGAGGGGGUGGGUUGAUAGAAGGGCUGGUGAUUUAUGGACUGGUAAUGGAUGGGUCGGAUAAAACUGAAUUGUUGUUUGUUUGUCUUGCCUUGGGGUUGGUUCUCCGCGCGUUUCGCAAAUUGCAUGUGUGCUAAGCAAAUUAUGUACGGGUUGUAUG
Podospora bellae-mahoneyi is the source of this 1096-nucleotide messenger RNA. RefSeq lists its product as uncharacterized. The record is from RefSeq and is a predicted model, not a curated record. Gene Ontology annotation, cellular component: nucleus; cytoplasm. NCBI's taxonomy places the organism in Eukaryota, Fungi, Ascomycota, Sordariomycetes, Sordariales, Podosporaceae. Bases 1 to 867 code for a protein of 288 amino acids. The transcript has 4 exons. Gene Ontology annotation, molecular function: hydrolase activity. Gene Ontology annotation, biological process: secondary metabolic process.